AUGGGAGCUGUACGUGAUGCUGUAGCAUCGGCAAAUGCUCUGGGGUCUCCAACCGAUGUGCUUCCUGCUGCAGCAGAUGGAGCAGAAGCAGCAGCAGCAGGCAGCAGCGGAGGCGAAGGAGGAGAGCAGCAGACAGCGGGAGGGCUCAACCCAACUCAUGUUGCUUCCCUCGUCCUUAUCAUACUCGCUGUCCUCUUUUCUGCAUUCAGAACAACUGCAGCAGCAAUUGCUGCAGCAGCAGCCGCUGCUGCAGCACCGGAGGCGGCGGCUGCAACCGUAGGGCAGCAGCAGCGACGGCUGCAGCAGCAGCAGCAGCGACGGCUGCAGCAGCAGCAGCAGCAGAGAGGGCAGCAGCAGCAACAGCAGCAGCAGCAACAACAGCAACAGCAACAGCAACAGCAGCAGCAGCAGCAUGCUGUGCCUUGGGUGGAGUUCGCUGCUGCAAGUUUGAGGGCUGACAGACCCGCGCGGAAGUAUAAUGGCGUUUAUAUAUCUUGCGUGUACGUACACCUCGUUUGUCGCCUCGAACACUGA
This is a messenger RNA of Eimeria acervulina, 534 nucleotides long. RefSeq lists its product as hypothetical. The coding region runs from base 1 to 534 and encodes 177 amino acids. Lineage: Eukaryota; Apicomplexa; Conoidasida; Eucoccidiorida; Eimeriidae. The record is from RefSeq and is a predicted model, not a curated record. The transcript has 3 exons.